AUGGAGAUAUCCCUGCUGGGCUUGGUUGUGUGGUCACUGCUCUUCCAGCCCAGGCUGAUGUUCUGGGCCUCCCAUGUGAGACAGAACUGCCACAAUGGCAGCUACGAGAUCAGCGUCCUGAUGAUGAACAACUCAGCCUUCCCAGAAUCUCUGGAGAACCUGAAAGAAGCAGUGAAUGUGGGACUGGAUGUAGUACGAAUGCAGCUGCAUGAAGCUGGGAUAAAUGUGACCGUAAAUGCCACCUUCAUUUACUCAGAUGGUCUGAUUCAUAAUUCAGGUGACUGCCGGAGCAGCACCUGUGAAGGCCUUGAUCUACUCAGGGAAAUUACAAGGAAAAAUCAGAUGGGCUGUGUCCUCAUGGGACCCUCAUGUACAUAUUCUACCUUCCAGAUGUACCUUGACACAGAAUUGAACUAUCCCAUGAUUUCCGCUGGAAGUUUUGGAUUGUCUUGUGACUAUAAAGAAACUUUAACCAGGCUGAUGUCUCCAGCUAGGAAGUUGAUGUACUUUUUGGUUGACUUUUGGAGGGCCAAUGAUCUGCCAUUCAAAACUUUUUCCUGGAACUCUUCAUAUGUGUACAAAGAUGGUACCGAGACCGAAGACUGUUUCUGGUACCUCAAUGCUCUGGAGGCUGGAGUCUCCUAUUUUUCUCAGGUACUCAACUUCAAGGACACCCUCAGAAAAGAAGACCAGUUCCAGGAUUUCUUAGCAAACCAUCACAGAAAAAGCAACGUGAUCGUUACGUGUGGUACACCAGCCACCAUCAAAGCCCUGACAGGUGACCAGGCAGUGGCUGAUAACACUGUCAUUAUCCUGGUGGAUCUAUUCAAUGACUACUACUUUGAGAACAAUGCCAUCGCCCCUGAUUAUAUGAAAAAUGUCCUUGUUCUGACCUUGCAUCCCGGACAUGCUGCCAUAAAUGCCUCUUUCGCCAAGAGGAUUUUGUCAGGAAAAAAUGACUUUGCUCUUGCUUACUUGGAUGGAACUUUACUGUUUGGACACAUGCUGAAGAUAUUUCUUGAAAAUAGAGAAACAGUUACCACUCCCAAAUUUGCUCAUGCUUUCAGGAAUCUCACUUUUCAAGGCUAUAUGGGUCCUGUGACUUUGGACGACUGUGGGGAUAUUGACAAUACUAUGGUGCUUCUGUAUACGUCUGUGGAUACCAAGAAAUAUGAGAUUCUUUUGACUUAUGACACCCACACAAAUAGUACUACCCCUGUGGAUAUGAGCCCCACAUUCAUCUGGAAGAACCAUAAACUUCCUAAUGAUAUUCCAGGCCUGGGUCCUCAAGUCCUGUUGAUCGCCGUCUUCACCCUCACAGGGACUGUGAUCCUGCUGCUGAUCAUCGCCCUGCUUGUGCUAAGAAAAUAUAAAAGGGAUAAUGAGCUUCGUCAGAAAAAAUGGUCCCACAUUCCUCCUGAAAACGUCUUUCCUCUGGAGACUAAUGAAACCAACCACAUCAGCCUGAAGAUUGAUGAUGACAAGAGACGAGAUCCAAUCCAGAGACUACGACAAUGCAAAUAUGACCAAAAGCGAGUGAUUCUCAAAGAUCUCAAGCACAGUGAUGGAAAUUUCACUGAGAAACAGAAGAUAGAAUUGAAUAAGUUGCUUCAGUCUGACUAUUACAACCUGACCAAGUUCUAUGGCACAGUCAAGCUGGACACCAGAAUCUUUGGGGUGAUUGAAUACUGUGAGAGAGGAUCGCUCCGGGAAGUUUUAAAUGACACAAUUUCCUACCCUGAUGGAACAUUCAUGGAUUGGGAGUUUAAGAUCUCUGUCUUGUAUGAUAUUGCUAAGGGGAUGUCCUAUUUGCACUCGAGUAAGAUUGAAGUCCAUGGUCGCCUGAAGUCCACUAACUGCGUGGUAGACAGCAGAAUGGUCGUGAAGAUCACUGAUUUUGGCUGCAAUUCCAUUUUACCUCCCAAAAAAGACUUGUGGACAGCCCCAGAGCACCUCCGCCAAGCCAAUGUCUCUCAGAAAGGAGAUGUGUACAGCUAUGGGAUCAUCGCCCAGGAGAUCAUCCUGCGGAGAGAAACCUUCUACACUUUGAGCUGCCGGGACCACAAUGAGAAGAUUUUCAGAGUAGAAAAUGCUUAUGGAAUAAAACCCUUCCGCCCAGACCUAUUCCUGGAAACAGCGGAGGAAAAGGAGCUGGAAGUCUACCUACUGGUAAAAAACUGUUGGGAGGAAGAUCCAGAGAAGAGACCAGAUUUCAAGAAAAUUGAGAACACUCUGGCCAAGAUAUUUGGCCUUUUUCAUGACCAAAAAAAUGAAUCUUAUAUGGAUACUUUGAUCCGACGUCUACAGCUAUAUUCUCGAAACUUGGAACAUCUGGUAGAGGAAAGGACACAGCUGUACAAGGCAGAGAGGGACAGGGCUGACAGACUCAACUUCAUGUUGCUCCCACGGCUAGUGGUUAAGUCUCUGAAGGAGAAAGGCAUCGUGGAGCCAGAAUUAUAUGAGGAAGUUACAAUCUACUUCAGUGACAUUGUAGGUUUCACUACUAUCUGCAAGUACAGCACCCCCAUGGAAGUGGUGGACAUGCUUAAUGACAUCUAUAAGAGUUUUGACCAUAUUGUUGAUCACCAUGAUGUCUACAAGGUGGAAACCAUUGGUGAUGCCUACGUGGUGGCUAGUGGUUUGCCCAAGAGAAAUGGCAAUAGGCAUGCAGUCGACAUUUCCAAGAUGGCCCUGGAUAUCCUCAGCUUCAUAGGGACCUUUGAGCUGGAGCAUCUUCCUGGCCUUCCAGUUUGGAUUCGCAUUGGAGUUCAUUCUGGUCCCUGUGCUGCUGGAGUUGUGGGAAUCAAGAUGCCUCGUUAUUGCCUAUUUGGCGAUACUGUCAAUACUGCCUCCAGGAUGGAAUCCACCGGCCUCCCCCUAAGAAUUCACAUGAGUGGUUCCACUAUUGCCACCCUGAAGAGAACGGAGUGCCAGUUCCUGUAUGAAGUGAGAGGAGAAACUUACUUAAAGGGAAGAGGGACAGAGAUGACCUACUGGCUGACUGGGAUGAAGGACCAGAAGUUCAACCUGCCAACUCCACCAACUGUGGAGAAUCAACAGCGUUUGCAAGCAGAAUUCUCAGACAUGAUUGUCAACUCUUUACAGAAAAGACAGGCUUCAGGAAUAAAAAGCCGAAAACCAACCCGGGUAGCCAGUUAUAAGAAAGGCACUCUGGAGUACUUGCAACUGAACACCACAGACCAGGAAGACACCUAUUUUUAG
This is a messenger RNA of Castor canadensis (American beaver), 3222 nucleotides long. RefSeq names its product guanylate cyclase 2C (gene Gucy2c). Gene Ontology annotation, molecular function: ATP binding; guanylate cyclase activity; protein kinase activity. Gene Ontology annotation, biological process: receptor guanylyl cyclase signaling pathway; protein phosphorylation; intracellular signal transduction. NCBI's taxonomy places the organism in Eukaryota, Metazoa, Chordata, Mammalia, Rodentia, Castoridae. Gene Ontology annotation, cellular component: plasma membrane. The record is from RefSeq and is a predicted model, not a curated record.